AAACCGCGCCGGUGCGGCGAGCGGCCGGCAGCUCGCGGUGCGGUAGCGCCAUGCCCAGCCGGCCCGAGGACUACGAGGUGCUGCUCACCAUCGGUGCUGGCUCCUACGGCAAGUGCCGCAAGGUGCGGCGCAAGGCCGACGGCAAGAUCCUAGUAUGGAAGGAACUCGACUACGGCUCCAUGACGGAGACGGAGAAGCAGAUGCUCGUUUCGGAGGUAAAUCUGCUCCGCGAGCUGCGACACCCCAACAUCGUCCGCUACCACGACCGCAUCAUCGACCGGAGCAGCACCACCCUCUAUAUCGUGAUGGAGUACUGCGACGGCGGCGACCUGGCCAGCCUCAUCGCGCGCUGCACCAGGGACAGACACUACUUGGAAGAAAGCUUUGUUCUCCGAGUACUGACUCAGCUGACGUUGGCCUUGAAGGAGUGCCAUAGGCGGAGUGAUGGCGGAGUCACUGUACACCGUGACUUAAAACCAGCGAAUGUCUUCCUGGAUGGCAAGCAGAAUGUUAAACUUGGAGAUUUUGGACUGGCUCGAAUAUUGCAUCACGACACCAGCUUUGCCAAAACUUUUGUUGGAACCCCAUACUAUAUGUCUCCAGAGCAAAUUAACCACAUGUCAUACAACGAAAAAUCUGACAUUUGGUCUCUAGGAUGUCUUCUAUAUGAGUUAUGUGCUCUCACGCCUCCAUUUACAGCUUACAACCAGAAGGAGCUGGCAGAAAAGAUAAGGGAGGGGAAGUUCAGACGAAUACCGUAUCGUUACUCAGAGCAAUUGAACGAACUUCUCAAAGAGAUGCUGAACUUAAAGGAUUAUUGCCGACCUUCUGUUGAAGAUAUUCUGCAGCAUCCCUUGAUAGCAGAUUUAGUGGCAGAAGAACAGAGAAAAAAUCCUGAUAAAAGAGGCCGGAGAUCAGGAGAGCCAGAGAGGGUGCAGCAUUCGGAUGCUCCGGUGAAUGAACUGAAGCUGAAGGAGCAACAACUACAUGAAAGAGAGCAAGCCAUUAAGGACAGAGAGCAACGAUUGGAGCAGAGAGAACGGGAACUCUGUGUUCGAGAGAGACUGGCAGAGGACAAACUUGCUAGAGCUGAAAAAUUGAUGAGGAACUACAGUCUCUACAAACAGCAGAGGACAUUAUCUUCUGUAGAUGGCCCAGAUAAUGCACUCCUGCUCCCCUUUUCAACAACCAAGAAGAAGGUCCACUUUGGUGGAAGUGAAGAGGAUGGUAUACCUUCUGUUAAUGUGGAGAACUAUCCCCUUUCGAAAGGGAAAUGCUCUGAUCUCAAAAGACGCCUUUAUGCUGCAAAUCUACGAGCUCAAGCACUGUGUGAACUGGAAAAGAACUAUCAACUAAAGAGCAGACAAAUCUUGGGCAUGCGCUGAAACUGUAACAUAGGUGUACAGUAUUUAUCUUUUUAGAGUUAUUAUAUGUUUAGGACGGUACUUAUGCCUUCCUCUUUUAAGCUGGAACCUACUGAAAAUAUAUUUUAAAUCUUUAUACAAAUUAUUUUUUCCUAAGGGCAUAAGAGGUUAUGUUCCAAAAGAGGUCAUUUUGAUAUCAAACAAGCUGAGCUGUAUUAUUAAAAAUAUAUUUUUUUGCUUUU
This is a messenger RNA of Gallus gallus (chicken), 1606 nucleotides long. It is a transcript of the gene NEK2, whose product is annotated as NIMA related kinase 2. The coding region runs from base 51 to 1385 and encodes 444 amino acids. Gene Ontology annotation, molecular function: ATP binding; protein kinase activity. The record is from RefSeq and is marked provisional. Lineage: Eukaryota; Metazoa; Chordata; Aves; Galliformes; Phasianidae. The transcript is spliced from 9 exons. Gene Ontology annotation, biological process: protein phosphorylation.